This is a messenger RNA of Balaenoptera acutorostrata (minke whale), 3266 nucleotides long. RefSeq names its product organic anion transporter 7. Gene Ontology annotation, molecular function: transmembrane transporter activity. The coding region runs from base 241 to 1899 and encodes 552 amino acids. The record is from RefSeq and is a predicted model, not a curated record. Lineage: Eukaryota; Metazoa; Chordata; Mammalia; Artiodactyla; Balaenopteridae. The transcript has 10 exons. Gene Ontology annotation, biological process: transmembrane transport.
AUCUCAGCAAAAUAUUUCUCUGUGACUUUAAAGAAGACAGUUACCGACCUGAUCCCCAAACAAGUUGGAGAAAUAGCUUCCAUGGCCUUGUUGUGAAGGUGAGACAGGGCCCAUUGAGCUUACACUGAGAUCAGGAUCAAUACACACUUAGUGUGUGACAUAGUGAGAGGAAGCUUCGCCUCCCUUUGAACUUCUCUAAACAGUCAUUUUGCCUCCCCUUGGGGAUCACUGCUCAGCUCAAUGGCCUUUCAGGACCUCCUGGAUCAAGUUGGAGGCCUGGGGAGAUUCCAGAUCCUUCAGAUGGUUUUCCUUUGUAUCUCCAGCCUCAUAGUGUACCCUCAUAUUCUAUUGGAGAACUUCACUGCAGCUGUUCCUGGUCAUCGCUGCUGGGUUCACAUCCUUGACAAUGACACUGACUCUGCUAAUGGCACUGGGACCCUCAGCCAAGACACCCUCCUGAGAAUCUCCAUCCCACUGGACUCAAACCUGAGGCCCGAGAAGUGUCGUCGCUUCCUCCUCCCCCAGUGGCAGCUCCUUCACCUGAAUGGGACCUUCCCCGACAUGAGUGAUCUGGACACAGAACCCUGUGUGGAUGGCUGGGUGUAUGACCAAAGCUCCUUCUCCUCCACUGUGGUGACUGAGUGGGACCUGGUAUGUGAAUCUCAGUCACUAAAGUCAAUGGUCAAAUUCUUGUUCAUGGCUGGAAUGCUGGUGGGAAGCAUCAUAUAUGGCCAUUUAUCAGACAGGUUUGGGAGGAGGUUCAUGCUCAGAUGGUGUUUGCUCCAGCUCGCCAUUACUGACACCUGUGCAGCCUUUGCUCCCACCUUCCUCAUUUACUGCUCCCUACGCUUCUUGGCUGGGUUUUCUACCAUGAGCAUCCUGACAAAUAUUUCUGUGCUUAUUGUAGAAUGGACAGUGCCCCGAUUCCAAGUCAUGGGAAUGACCAUGUCAAUCUGUGCUGCUUGCAUGGGACAGAUCGCCCUAGGAGGACUAGCUUUUGCCAUUCGAGACUGGCACACCCUUCAGCUGGUGUUUUCUGUCCCAUUAUUUGUCUUCUUUCUUUCCUCAAGGUGGCUGGCAGAGUCUGCUCGGUGGCUGAUUAUCACCAACAAACCCGAGGAGGGCUUAAAGGAACUUAGAAAAGCUGCUCACAGGAAUGGAAGGAAGAAUGCUGGAGACGCCCUAACCAUGGAGGUUGUGAGAUCCAUCCUGCAGGAAGAGCUGGAGGCCGCACAGACCAAACCUUCUGUGUUUGACUUGUUCCGCACACCCAGCCUGUGUAAGAGCAUCUGUCUCCUGUCCUUUGUGAGAUUUGCAAACUUCAUGUCCUAUUUUGGCCUGAUUCUCCACCUCCAGUACAUGGGGAGCAAUGUUUUCCUGUUCCAGGUUCUUUUUGGUGCAGUCAACCUCCCAGCCAAUUAUGUUGCAUUUUUGGCACUGAAUCACCUGGGCCGUCAAGUAAGCCAGACGCUCUUCAUGUUUCUCCUUGGAGUCUCCAUUCUGGCCAUCACAUUUGCACCUCAAGAAAUACAGACCCUGCGUGUGGCUUUGUCAACUUUGGGAAUAGCAGUUUCUUCUAUGGCUCUCAUGUGUACUUUUGUCCAUGGAAAUGAACUAGUCCCCACCAUUAUCAGGGUAACAGCCUCAGGAUUCAUGGGAAUUGCUUCUAAUAUUGGGGCAGCCCUGGCUCCCCUCUUGAUGAUCCUAACAGUAUAUUCUCCCCACCUACCCUGGAUCAUCUAUGGAGUCUGCUCCAUCCUCGCUGGCCUUGUUGUUCCACUCCUUCCUGAAACCAGGAACAAGCCUCUGCCUGACUCCAUCCAGGAUGUGGAAAAGGAGAGAAGAGGCUCAAGAAAAGCAAAGCAGGAAGAUACCUCCAUGAAAGUGACACAGUUUUAAAGGAUUCCAGGAACUAACUGCUAAUCAAAGAGCAAGAUAAACAAGAAAAAUUGGGAUCAUUCCCAGAUAUUGGCAAAAUUUGGAAAACAAAUAAAUAAAAAGAUAUAAAGGAAAAAUGGACCCCAUUUACAAUUGCAGUUCUAAAAAACUAUAUAUAAAAUGCCUAUGACUAAUCAUAGUAAGAAGUUUGAGGAAAGUCAUAAUACUUUUAAAGGAAUCAUAAUAAAAUAUGUGUAUAAUUGUAGCACCCUAGCACAUUUCUGGAAAGAAAGCUAGAAUAGUAUUUAAAACAUUGAUUCUGCUCUAAUUAAUGACUGAGUAAUUGAUGUAAUAAUUACUUUGGGGACAAUUUGAAAAAGUUCCAAAUAUAUCUACAAAUUAAUUAUAGACAAGAUCCAGAAAAAUGAAGUUUAUGGAGGGAAGGUGGUGCAAGUAUUUGGGGCAGCAUAUGCUGAAAUGAAACGCAGAUGCAUUUACAAAUCAAAAGAAGUCCAGAAUGAGACGGUGGUGUGUAGAACACUUAAAAUUUGAUAAUUUGGGCAUCAUAAAUCACUGGUAGAAAAAAAUGAUUAUGUAAUAAAUAUCAUUAACUAACUUUAGAAAUAAAUGACUAAUAAUUUGAUUUCAUUCUCUAAACCAAAAUUCCAUAUGGUUAAAAUGACAAAUGGAACAAUUAAGCCAUGUUAUUCAAUAGAAAAUGUGGGUACAAAAUCUUGGGAUUAAGAAAAUGUUCUGAUAAGUAAAGCAAAUGCCAAUGAUUUAAAUACAGGUAGAUUUGACUAAAUACUCAUUUAAAACCUCUAUUGGACAAAACUCUAAAAACUUAUGGGAGAAAUCUAGAAAAAAUAUUCACCAAAAUGAUAAAAGCUGUUAACUUUUAGUGGUGUACCUUUAUGAGAUUUUACUUUCUUCUUUGUAAGUUUCUGUACUCUAAAUUUUAAAAGGAUAAUGCAACAUUUUAAAAUAUUACAAGAUACUAUCAAAAAUAAACUGCAAAAGACAAAUUAACAAUUUUCAAAAUGAUUAUAUAUUAAUAUGUAGGAUUCUAAUAUAUAUUCAUGAAAAGAAUACAUAAUUCAAUAUUAGAUGGUCAAAAGGCAAGAGCAUAUAAUUUUCAAAAGAAAAAAAUCCUAUGACUAAUAAAUUUAUGAAAAACUGUACAAAACCACUGGAAUUUAAAGACAUAUAAACUAAGUAAAAUACCAACUUUUAUUUUCCGAAGAAUGUAAAUGGAAACUUGUUAAUUGAUGGUGGAGUUAUAAAAUAACAUAUGCCAUACAAUUGCAUAAAACAGAAUGGUGUCAUUAUAAAGAGCUUUAAAAAUCUUUCAUUGAUUCAGCAACCAUUUAUUCAGCAUGUAAUAGCCA